GGCGGCGGCGGCGGUGAGAAAGCAGCGCCUACUGGAAAACGGCGUCGCAUCAACUAUGCUUGCGACUAUUGUCGCUCACGCAAGACUCGCUGCGACGAGGGUCAACCAUCGUGCCACGCUUGCUCGGCCGCAGGCAUCGAGUGCGUUACCAGGAACCGCCGCCAACCCUGGCUUGAUGUCCGCCGACAUGAAGCUGGUAGAGUGCCGAACCAGGGAAGCACAGCCGAGGGGAGGUCAAGGCAGCAACGCCAAGAAGAUGAGCCAAGCGCAGUCGGGACACACUCAGCCAGGAGGGUCUCCUAUAGUUCUUUGAGGGCGGAAGACGAUGACCCCGGCGCAGAAACGUCGCGUCAGCCCGGAGCCGUGCAGUCUGAAAACGACAGGCCUGAACACAGUGCCCGGCUGCCCAUCAUCCAGAUCGACUCGGGGAACACGCCUCUGGAGCUCAUGACGAGCUGGCUGGAUCUGGCGCGACAUCGUCUCCGAAUACCUCCUGCAGGACCCCGGCCACGAGCUUGGUCAGCCAGGAACUCAUUGCAUGCCAACGACAUGGGGGGAUCACCGAAUGAGUGGACCUUACCGCGGUCUCUGGGCACUUGGGAGAUACCAGAAGAGGGUGUGUUGCUCUCGCUGAUCGACUCGUUCCUUGCUGGCCCGAAUGUCUUGCUGCCGCUACUCCAGCCGGAGAAAAUCAAGCAUGCGGCUCACGCAGCGUCUCAAGACGGACCCAACGCGGUUGCGCAGCAGAGUGGGCUUCCAGUACUGAUGCAGAUGUACCUGGUCCUCGUCUUGGGCCAUGCUGCGCAGCCGCUGCACCCCGAGCCCGACUUUGAUGCCCAAGGGUGUCUUAAAUACUCCGAGAGCCUCCUGGGGCUGAUCUUGCAGCAGAGCACGCUGGAGGCCCUGCGGGCCGUCACGUUACUUUCCAUGGCGUUGCGAUGCCACGACAACCUGGCCGCAGCUGGGCACACCAUGAGCCUGGCUGUGUCCAUGGGUGUGGCGCUCGGCUUGCCGAGGUACUCAGCUCGCUUGCCGCCCGGCGAGGAGAGACGCAGCACCUGGAUGAGCGUGUUCGCGUUUGAGAAAUUGCUCUCCUUUGAGCUUGGCAGGCCGUCACUCAUUCCAGACGACUAUCCGGAACUGAUCCCUGACACGAUCGUCACAGGGGCCGCACAGCGGCAGCUUGCGAGCCAGCCUGUUUUUGAGAUUGUUCUCAGCUUGGCCAAGCUUCUUGGGGAAGUGGGCCGAUGGUGUGUCCAGGUCAGCCGCAAGGAGGACGACAGAAGUGACGAGGCAAUGGCCGAGGUGGUGAGAGAAAAGGUCAGGACGACUGGCCUCUCUUGUCUGAAACUGAUGGAAUGGGCGUCAGAUGUGUGCCCAUCACGGUACAGACCGACGAGCGAUCUUUUCUUCGACAGCAGAUUGCAUCCUUUUACAUCCUUCAUUGCGAUGCAGUAUCACACUGCCAUGAUCCUCGUGACGCGCAACAGCUUGCUCAUCAGCGAAAAGGCGAUCCGUCUUGCCGUGGACGUGAUAGCAAAGGACGAACCCUGGGAGUCCGCUGUCCGCAACGGCCAGAGCAUUGCGGUCAACUCGGCGCGUAUAAUCCUGCGCCUCUUCCUCGAAUCGUCGGAGCUUGCCAGCUGCGCUGCGCUGCCCAGCCUCUCAAGUCCACUCCACGCAAUGGGUGUCCUAGCCGUAUUUGCCGUGACCAGACCUGGUUCAAGAAUGUCUGGUAUGGAUCGCGAGCUUCUUAAAACGGCA
Messenger RNA from Emericellopsis atlantica, 1764 nucleotides. RefSeq lists its product as uncharacterized. The transcript has 3 exons. Gene Ontology annotation, molecular function: DNA binding; zinc ion binding; DNA-binding transcription factor activity, RNA polymerase II-specific. The record is from RefSeq and is a predicted model, not a curated record. Gene Ontology annotation, biological process: DNA-templated transcription; regulation of DNA-templated transcription. The annotation marks the transcript as partial. NCBI's taxonomy places the organism in Eukaryota, Fungi, Ascomycota, Sordariomycetes, Hypocreales, Bionectriaceae.